AGACAUUUCUCAAUAGUUAUUUAGGCUGAAGAGCGAAUGUAGUUUUUUUUUUUGUAUAAGUUAAAAAUACAUAUCCAACACAUUAUUUCGUCAAAAUUCAGAUACGUUUUAAUUUUUAACUUUCCAGUUAAACUGUGUUAUAAGUCAAGCAUCAUAAUUAUGUUCAUGUUUUAAGAUCGGUGAGCACAAUGACAAUUUUAGUUUAAAUAAAUAAUGCAGCAAAUAGUUACUACUGGUAGACUGAUUUCCCGUGCUCUAUGGAAUGGCUUCACUAAUUUGGCACCUUCAAAUUCUGAACACGUAAAUAAGAAACGUGAGCCUUCAUUCCUUUACGCUGUAUGUGGUUUUCCUAAAGAAUCUUCACGUAAACAUCCUCCGGUUAAAGGAAAAUUUGGAGAUGAUGCUUGGUUUUCUGCUAAAGGAAAAGCAAUUGAUGUACUAGGUGUAGCUGAUGGUGUUGGCGGUUGGCGCCACUAUGGCAUUGAUCCAGGCGAAUUUUCAAGUUUUCUCAUGACAACAUGUGAGAGACUUGUAUCUUUGGGAAAAGUUAAGCCAAAUGAACCAAAUAAAUUAUUAGCUCAAAGUUAUUACGAGUUACUUGAAAAUAAACAACCAAUUUUAGGAAGUAGUACAGCGUGUGUAGUGGUGCUAAACAAAGAGACCUCCAGUAUAUAUACAGCCAAUAUUGGUGAUAGCGGUUUUAUGGUAGUUCGUGGCGGACACGUUGUCCAUCGUUCUGAAGAACAACAGCACUAUUUUAAUACUCCCUAUCAAUUAUCAGUUCCACCUCCUGCUCACAAUGGUCAAGUAUUAAGUGACAGCCCAGACUCGGCUGAUACUUCAGAUUUUGCUGUUGAGAAUGGAGAUGUCAUUCUUUUAGCCACCGACGGAGUUUUUGAUAAUGUUCCUGACCAUUUGUUAUUAAAAGAAUUAAGUCAAGUUGAAGGCGUUCGUGAUCCUACAAAAUUGCAAUGUGCUGCUAACACAAUUGCAUGGAUGGCUAGAAUAUUAGCCUUUGAUAGAUCUUUCUUAUCACCAUUUGCACUUUCUGCUCAAGCUAACGGAAUCAAUACUGUCGGUGGAAAACCUGAUGACAUAACUGUGCUUCUAGCAACCAUUGCCAUGUGAAUGAAUAUGGAAAAAUACUAAAAAUAGAUUGAAAUUAAACUUGUUAGGGAUCAUCUAGCUUAUGUUUAAAAUUAAACCAUAAUUAUAUAAUAUACAUACUGUCAAUGAAUAAUGUUAUAGUGUAAAAAGUAUUUAGAAUCUAUUGAUUUAACAACAUGAACAAGUGUGUUGCUUAUUCUAUUGUUUUAGCAUUUUUGUUAUGCAUAAACAAUUUUUUUAUUUAAAAAAAAACGCUGUUUAUCAGAUUAUAUGUAAAUAUGAUUGUAUAUAUACAUAAUAUAAAUUGAAAUAAAAAUGAGUUUUUAUAAA
Messenger RNA from Acyrthosiphon pisum (pea aphid), 1437 nucleotides. RefSeq names its product protein phosphatase PTC7 homolog. Gene Ontology annotation, cellular component: mitochondrion. The record is from RefSeq and is marked provisional. Gene Ontology annotation, molecular function: protein serine/threonine phosphatase activity. Gene Ontology annotation, biological process: protein dephosphorylation. NCBI's taxonomy places the organism in Eukaryota, Metazoa, Arthropoda, Insecta, Hemiptera, Aphididae.